Cylicocyclus nassatus is the source of this 1485-nucleotide messenger RNA. NCBI's taxonomy places the organism in Eukaryota, Metazoa, Nematoda, Chromadorea, Rhabditida, Strongylidae. The record is from the annotation of a GenBank genome assembly.
AUGCUGAACCUUCGCUCAUUGCAGGACCACGAGUUAUCAGAAGUGGAUCGACAUUCACCCAGUAGUUCUGACUUGACCGAUGGUAUGCUGUCGCAUGAAGUCGAUGAGGAUCAGAUGGAUCAGUCAGUGAUGGAGGAUACCUUGCUUGAUCAGUCCCUGGACUCAAUUGAGGAUCUCAAACCCGGAUAUCAGUGCAGGUUCUGCCCGACACGCUUCGAUGAACGACAGCAGCUGAAUGUGCACUAUACUACAUGCCAUAGAGACAAACCGCAAUACGAAUGCGAUGUUUGUCAUACUAUCUUUGCCGUGAAAAGAGAAUUAUCAACACAUAUGAGAACACACAGUGGCGAGCAACCGCAUACGUGUACCCAAUGCGGCAAAGAAUUUGGAACACGACAAUUGUUAAAAAAGCAUUGGAUGUGGCAUACUGGCGAACGUUCUCACGUUUGCAAACACUGUAACAAGGCUUUCUUCCAGAAAGGGCACCUAACUCAACAUCUUAUGAUCCACUCUGGAGGUCGACCACAUCAGUGUAAUUUAUGUCAAAAGACUUUCAUAUUCAAGUUCGAUCUAAAUCGACACAUGAAGAUUCACGCCGAGCGUGGUUACUCGUGCAGACAGUGUGGACGAUCAUUCACUCGACAACAAUCGCUAGACGAACACGCACUCAAGUGCAAAGCGAAGAGCUCUGGUGUAGUCACUCCACCGAUGAAAAUCGAGCAGCCAUCACCUGUCUUCCCGCUCAUCUCUCAACCGCUACUCAACUUCAACCAAGAAAACGUAGCUAAGAUGGCUCAAUCACUCAUUGCUCAGCAGCAGCAGAGAGCUCUAGCGCUUCUGCUAGCCCGGCAGCAGACCAGCCAGCUCCCUGUGCAGCCGGCUGCCGCACCGCCGCCGCCACCCACUCCUUCCAUUCUGCCUUCGUUGUUCUGUGCACUAUGUAGCAAAGCAUUUCCGAACCAGCCAGCUUUUGCUGUGCAUAUGUACAUGUGCCAUAUACAGGGAAAUAAUGUGCCGAUGAUUGGCGAAGAGACGAAAAUGCCAGUCCUGGCGCCGGUGAAUCCAAUCAAGACUGAGUCGGAAGACACCCACAUCAAUGUCCUCACCUCAACUGCAACAAACUCGUCUUGUUCUUCAAGCCCCCAGGAAACGACGUCCACAGCUUUCACGGCUACAUCACCGAGCACAACCGAAGAAGUCGGCUCGUCCCCAUUGAAUGAACCGCUUCAUUCGCCACCGAGUGCACAAAAGGAGAUCCAAGCAAAAUGCUGCACUUCGUGCCGUCUCCACGCGGUACGGUCGAGUGAGCUCGAGGCGGCGCUGCUGGCCAAGAGGCACGAGCUAGAGAAAUUCAAGGAGAUGAUGCGAGCGGUGGUCACCACAACCGGUCAACUGCUUAACCAAUGCUCACCGGACAACGUUUUCAUUGCUCACACCAAGAACAUCUUUGCCCAACUGCAGAACAGCAUUUGCUCGUCGGAAUAA